This is a messenger RNA of Trichoderma breve, 825 nucleotides long. Its product is annotated as CDP-alcohol phosphatidyltransferase domain-containing protein. Gene Ontology annotation, molecular function: CDP-diacylglycerol-inositol 3-phosphatidyltransferase activity. The coding region runs from base 1 to 825 and encodes 274 amino acids. The record is from RefSeq and is a predicted model, not a curated record. Lineage: Eukaryota; Fungi; Ascomycota; Sordariomycetes; Hypocreales; Hypocreaceae. Gene Ontology annotation, cellular component: Golgi apparatus; membrane. The transcript has 4 exons. Gene Ontology annotation, biological process: phosphatidylinositol biosynthetic process.
AUGCCUCCACGACGAGUUGUGGCGCAGCGAGAUCAGAAUCGCGAACGAGACAAUGCCUCCAACCAGCCUCCAGACCAGGAUUCUACUCAGACAUCCUCAGAAAACAUAUUUUUAUUCUGGCCCAACAUCAUUGGAUAUUUCCGAGUGAUCUUGGCCAUAGCCUCCCUUUACUAUAUGCCACUUCAUCCACGCACCUGCUCUCUUCUCUACACUAUAUCAUGUCUCCUCGACGCUCUUGAUGGAUAUGCUGCGCGUAUGCUGGAUCAGGGCACGCAGUUUGGCGCAGUUCUCGACAUGGUCACGGACCGUUGCACCACGACAUGCCUGCUGGUUUUCUUGGCGGCGGCAAUGCCUCGCUGGGCUAUUGUUUUCCAGGGUCUAAUUGUGUUGGAUCUUGCAAGUCAUUAUAUGCACAUGUAUGCAUCUCUUGUUGUCGGUGGUGCUGGAACGAGCCACAAAGACGUCGCCAACAGCCAACACUGGUUGAUGAGGGUGUAUUACACGAACAAGAUUGUCUUGUUUUCUCUCUGUGCUCUCAACGAGCUCUUCUUCAUCGCCUGUUACCUUGUCUCCUUCUCUUCACCAACAGGGACAGAGAUUGACACCUCGCUAUUAACUCAAAUCUUCCCAAACCCUUAUAGCUCUGCAGCGCUUGAGAUGGCGCGGGCGAACAAAAUGGACGGAUACCUGCCGAAUAUUAUUGCCAAGAUCUGCUUUUCGUUCAUGGCGCUGAAGCAAAUAAUUAAUGUCAUCCAGUUGAUUCAAGCCAGCAAACGAUUGGCAAGGGUAGAUGUAGAGCGAAGGCGGAGAAGCAAACAAACGUAG